Molecule: messenger RNA, 2042 nt
Organism: Equus caballus (horse)
Lineage: Eukaryota; Metazoa; Chordata; Mammalia; Perissodactyla; Equidae
Source: RefSeq, a predicted model, not a curated record
CCAGCUGUGAGGGGCUCCGAGGCCCGGGCAUGGAGCUGCCGGACCCGGUCCGCCAGCGGCUGGGAAACUUCAGCCGGACCGUGUUCAGCGACUCCAACCGGACCGGGCCGGAGUACAGCGAGGGUCCCGCUAGCAAAACAAGUAUGUUCCACCGCAAGUCCGUUUUCUGGCAGAAGAGAUGGAAAGAAGUUUUUUCAAUGAGUCAUUUUGAACCGCUAUCCACUCCAGAGUGGCAGCUGCCACACUAGCAUCGCCUUCGACAAAACUCGCCCUCUUCCCUGCUUUCUCCUUCCCCUUCCCUGUAUGUAACUCUUUCCCUACGUCUGGUAACAAAAUACCGCAACGCUACAUUCAGCAUGACGACAGGUGAUAACGCAGUCACCUUCACCUCCUCGUAAAUCGUGAUGAUGGGCAACAUAGUGUCAACCACUCCCAUGCGGUUUUUAUCACUGAAUUCUGCUGGGAAAUAGAAAUCUUUUCUUCUUGCCUGGUUUAGGGAUUUUUAAAAGAGGGCAGAGAAAAGUAAAGUCAAUUCCCAUAGUUGCGUUUUUUCACCCUGAUUACUUGCCUGUCCCCCACAUGUAGCCCUCUUCAUGAUUUAGGAUGUACAGAGAAAAAGAUAAUGAAGUGGUUUCCAGUUUGGCAUUGCAGAUGUCACUUUAUUUUAACACUUACUUUUUCCCACUUUGGUGGGUGAGCAGUAUUAUGAUGCUUCAGAUGAAGUAUUCAAUCUUGCCUGAUUACUACAAAUUCAUUGUGGUCACUGUUAUCAUCCUAAUAACCUUGAUUGAAGCUAUCCGGUUGUAUCUGGGCUACAUGGGGAACCUGCAGGAGAAGGUUCCUGAGUUGGCUGGCUUUUGGCUUUUGAGCCUUCUAUUGCAGUUGCCUUUAAUUCUUUUCUUGCUCUUUAAUGAAGGCCUAAUGAAUCUGCCCUUGGAAAAAGCGAUACACAUCAUCUUCAGUAUGUUCCUUACUUUCCAAGUUGUUUCAGCAUUUCUUACCCUGAGAAAAAUGGUAAAUCAGCUGGCAACUCGUUUCCACCUUCAAGACUUUGACCAGCUCUCUACAAAUAGAGGAGGCAUGAGAAGAAUGAGAUCCUGUAUAGAAGAGAUUUGACCCAGUGCUGUUGAGUGAAAAUCUGAAAGAUCAUUCUAGAAGACUAUAAGAGUUAGGAAAAUGUCAGAGAUCUAGCAUGAGAAAAAGGACAAAGCAAGUGUUGUGUUUUUUCCGCCGAGGAAGAUUUUCCCUAGGCUAACAUCUGUUGCCAACCUUCCUCUUUUUUUUUUCUUUUUUUUUUUUUCGGUUGAGGAAGACCAGCCCUCAGCUAACGUCUGUGCCAGUCUUCCUCUAUUUUGUAUGUGGGUCACUGCCACAGCAUGGCUGACAAGCAGCGCAGGUCCACACCCAGGAUCCAAACCCACAAACCUGGGCUGCCGAAGCGGAGUGCAUGAACUUAACCACUACCCCAUGGGCUGGCCCCCAAAGCAAAUGGUUUGAAUUAUAUAUACUCUCUAGCUCUGAAACACCAAAGUUGGGGGCAAUAAGACUACUUGUACAGUCCAUGAAAGCAGUAAGUCAACCCUAAAGCCUAGAUAUUGUCCACCUGAUGCCAAAUAUCUUAAUUUUGUUGUUGCUGUUGACUUUUUCAGGUGUGUAGAAAUCUGUAUUGGUGGUCGCAGUUUACCAGAUAUACUGUGAUAUUUCUAGUUAGCACCUUUAACUAGAAAUGUGAAUAUUUCUUUUAAACUUGUUGGCUAUCCAUAUGUUGGCAGUACAUCUGAAGCAUAUGGAAAUGUUUGUCAAUAUUCUGGUGUAUUAGACUAUAUUUAUAAACCGAGACACCAAAUUUUCAUUCUGCUAGGGUUAAAUUCUAACCCUAGUCUUAGCUAUUAUAGUGAGGUUAACAAGAAAGCAGGUGGGUUAUCAUGGUGUUUAGGAUAUAUUUUUAUCAUAAAAUUGUAAGUUUCAUGAAACUAUGUUCAGUAUUUAUGGUAGUGGUGUAUAAAAUGUCUUUAUAAUAAAUUAUAAAAUAUGUUAAAGUA